Archocentrus centrarchus (flier cichlid) is the source of this 3818-nucleotide messenger RNA. It is a transcript of the gene rcbtb1, whose product is annotated as regulator of chromosome condensation (RCC1) and BTB (POZ) domain containing protein 1. The record is from RefSeq and is a predicted model, not a curated record. The transcript is spliced from 13 exons. Bases 290 to 1882 code for a protein of 530 amino acids. Gene Ontology annotation, molecular function: protein binding. Lineage: Eukaryota; Metazoa; Chordata; Actinopteri; Cichliformes; Cichlidae.
CGUAUCAUAGGCAAAGAAGAGAAAUUUCCCAGUGUCGGCGCAGCUCGGCGGCUGUACUGUUGUCAACACCGUGCGAGCGAUUUUAUUCUGUGUCAGCAGGGAUGGUUCUGCUGCUUGCUCCACGCCUCCACCACCAUUGCCUCCCCCUCCUUCUCCUCCUCCUCAGGUCCUCCCUUCCCCUCGUCAUCCCCCUCCUGUGCCUCCCUCCUCUCCUCCAUCAUUCCUGACUCCUCCUCCUCCUCCUCCUCCUCCUUCCCAACAAGGAAGACUGAGUUUUGCAGGAGCUGUGAUGGAUGUCAGUAAGUGGCCCCUGUUCUCCCUGCUGAGUGCUCAGGAACUAGCUGCAGUUCGACAAGCCUGUGUCUUUGGCACCUCUGCCAAUGAAGCAAUCUAUAUCACACAUGGAAAUGAGGUCUUUGCGUUUGGGUUAAACUGCAGUAGCUGCCUUGGUACAGGAGACAGCCUGAGCACUAUUGCGCCAAAGAAACUGGACUUCCUGCGGGGGAAGAAGGUUACCAGUCUGAGCUAUGGCAGUGGACCUCAUGUCCUGUUGGCUACGGAUGAUGGACAGCUGUUUGCAUGGGGACACAAUGGCUACAGUCAGCUGGGGAAUGGAUCGACCAACCCGGGACUUUCCCCGGCGUUGAUCUCCGCUAAUCUGCAGAACAAGAAAGUCAAAGAGGUGUCGUGUGGCUCACAUCACUCUAUGGCUCUCACUCUGGAUGGAGAGGUCUUUGCAUGGGGCUAUAAUAACUGUGGCCAGAUCGGUUCAGGCUCCACAGCCAACCAGCCCUACCCCAGGAAGGUCACCGGCUGCCUGCAGGGCAAGACUGCAGCAGGCAUCACAUGUGGGCAAACCUCCUCUAUGGCUCUUGUCGACAACGGAGAGGUUUAUGGCUGGGGCUACAAUGGAAAUGGGCAGUUGGGAAUUGGUAACAAUGGAAAUCAGCUGACACCUUGCCGUGUCACCGCACUGCAAGGGAUGUGUAUUCAACAGAUUGUAUCGGGCUAUGGGCACUGCUUGGCCCUAACAGAUAAAGGGCUGCUGUAUGCUUGGGGAGCAAAUACCUAUGGUCAACUGGGAACUGGCAACAAGAGCAACCACCUCAGCCCUGUACACAUCAUGGCUGAUAAAGAGAGGGUUGUCGAGGUGGCAGCGUGCCAUUCGGCACAUACGUCAGCAGCCAAGACCCAAAGUGGGCAGGUUUAUAUGUGGGGUCAGUGCCGGGGCCAGUCCAUUGUCCUCCCACACCUCACGCACCUCACCAACACCGAUGACGUCUUCGCCUGCUUCGCUACGCCAUCGGUUAUGUGGCGCCUCAUGUCUAUGGUGCACGAUGACUUCCUGACAGUUGCAGAGGCUCUGAGGAAAGAGUUCGACAGCCCAGAAACGGCUGAUCUCAAGUUCAGUGUUGACGGCAAAUACAUCCACGUUCACAAAGCUGUGCUGAAGAUCAGGUGUGAGCAUUUCCGUUCAAUGUUUCGCUCCCAGUGGACGGAGGAUCAGCAGGAAGUGAUAGAGAUCGGCCAGUUCUCUUAUCCCGUCUACAGGUCCUUCCUGCAGUUUCUCUACACGGACACUGUUGACCUUUCGCCUGAGGAUGCCAUUGGCCUGUUGGACCUGGCCCCCUCUUAUUGUGAAAACCGCCUGAAACGUCUGUGUCAGCAGAUCAUCAAGAGAGGAAUCACUGUGGAAAAUGCCUUCACCCUGCUGUCUGCAGCCAUACGAUAUGAUGCAGAGGACCUGGAAGAGUUUUGUUUCAGGUUUUGCAUAAACCACCUGACCCAGGUGACUCAGACUGAAGCCUUCUGGCAGGUCGACGGAGCAAUGCUCAAGGAGUUUAUCAGCAAAGCUAGCCGCUGCGGAGCCUUCAAGAACUGAGUGGUACUUUUACAUUCCUACAGCCUAAAAAAAAAAAAAAAAAACUUCUGACCAAGGGGAUUUGGUUGUGCUGCAUGUGCAGCAGCAAAAUGCAACACUGCAAGGACUAUUUCAGUCUUCACAUUCCUGUUUUAUCCAGCUCAUGGCAAAAGAGGAGGCCCUUUCUUGAAAUACUUAUUUAUAUAUUUAAAGAAGCACUUAAACAAUGUUAUUCACAAGAUGCUUAAACUGGAAUUUAAGCUGCUUUAUCUGUGGAUCUGAAAUAAGCACUUUGGCCAAACCCUUGGCGCCUUUUCUGUCAAAUUGUGUUCUGUUCUUUAUGUGAUAUGUAUACUUGAAAUUUUCUUUGUUUUUCUCAAACAGUGUUUGCAUUGUUCAUUUACUUUCUGGAAAGCUUCACGUGGGAGACCAAAGAUCUGAAAGGAAUAGUCUACUAUUGAAGAAAUCUCUAGAGAUAUUCUGUUAAAAACACUCUGAUAAUUGACUUAGACUGGCGCUAAUACCACUGUAUUAUAUUGUCACUUUGCAGUAGAGCCCGAUUUAUUGGUGAGCUGACAUUAUUGGCUAACUGGCAAUCUGUCGGUAUCAGUGUUUAUAAACAAAUUCUAAAAAAGUAAAGAGGAGAUGGGAGAAACACCCUUCUGCCAUGUGAUCAUUUGUUUUCUGUAUCAAAAAGAGAAAAUAAAAUAUUGGCAGAUAUAUCAGAUUUAAAAUCACCAAAUAUUGGUAUUGUCUUAAAAAUUCUGUGUCAGUCAAGCUCUACUUUGUUAUUCAGGGAACAGCAGCUCUUAGGAUGUGACUCUUAAAGCACUUGAUUGAUAAAGAGAAACUCAGUCUAAUACAUGUAUAUGACAUACACAGCUGAUCCAGAUCCUACUGUGGUUUGUUAUUGGUCACUUGCUUUGUAAUUGUUCUCUUAGCUGGCCCUUUGUAAAUUUUGGGGAGUUCAAAACUGUUGUUAUACUAUGCUGUAGUCCUCUGUGGCACUAAUAAAGCUACUUUUAACUGCUCCCUUAUUCUCAAGGGGUUGCCACAGUGGGCAUCUCCGCAUGUAUGAUUUGGCAGAGUUUUUUUUUUUCUUUUAGCUUAUUUAAAAUCCUGUGGAAUAGAUAAAACUAAGAAAGCUGCUUUUUCCUUACAUUGCAAGUAAAAUGUGUAAAUUGUAUCUAAGGCAUAUUGUACUAUGGAUGCUUGCUCAGGUUUCUUCAUUACAAGUUCAAAAUACACAAAUAGACAAACUUAGUAGCAUUUUAUCACAAUUGCUGCAGGCUUUUCUGCAGAUAGUGUAGAAAUUGCAAAUGACAUUGCAAAUUAAAGCAAUGAGAAUGCUUUGAGUUUUUUUUUUUUUUUUUUUUUGUUUUUGUUUGGUUUGUUUUAAUUCUGUAUACUUUAUGUUCUGAUGACCAAAAAAACUCCCUGUGGGUCUUAGUCUUUACUUUCUGCUGCAUCACUGGGCGUUGCACAACAGCGUGUUAUUGUCCAGGUCAUCUGCCAGUAAACCAAAUGUGAGAUCAGUUUCUAUUUCCUUGCUAGGUUUCUGUUCAGGGCAUUCAGGGCUUUUGUGGAAUUGCUUUAGGGAAAUAAGGUCUGGGUUUACAGUUUCUUCUUGUUUUGUUUUGUUUUUUAUGAACUGUUCUUUUUUGUUUUGUUUUUUAAGAAGAAAAGCAAACUCGAAGGGUAAAAUUGAUGUGCAUAUUGUAUUGAGACAAAAAAUACGUGUGUAUAUAUGCAUUUUCUAAUGCUUUCAUCAUUUAGUUGACGUUUAUAAACCCACUAGGAAAAUGCUUAACUUCAGCUUACAGCAUUGCAGUAUUUGGUGUCUCCAUUGUUCUAUUGCAGUGACAUACCUGAGACAUACUGUAUUAGCUUACUUUUUUAAAAUUUAGUUAUGGGAAUCUCAUAUUUCUGUGAAGAAAUAAAUAUUCUCUAAAUUUGA